Molecule: messenger RNA, 516 nt
Organism: Paramuricea clavata
Lineage: Eukaryota; Metazoa; Cnidaria; Anthozoa; Malacalcyonacea; Plexauridae
Source: the annotation of a GenBank genome assembly
AUGGAGCUUGUGGAAAUCUUACGAAAAUCGAAAUCGUAUUUCAGCAUAAUUCCUGAUGAAACAACCGAUGUUUCCACCGAAAAGCAAUUAGGAAUAUGCGUGGUAUAUUUUGAUGAAAGCGAUAUGAAGAUUGUCACCAGAUUUUUUGACAUGGUAUCUGUCGUAGACUCAACUGCAAACAGGCUUUAUCAAGCAAUCAGAAUGGGAAAUAUCAUAGGAUAUUCCUCAGACACAACGAAUGUCAUGUUUGGUGAGCAACAUAGCGUUGUGUCCCUCGUGAAGCAAGAUGUUCCACAUGUUCUUGCCGUAAAAUGCAGUUGCCACUUGAUCCACUUAUGUUCAUCAUACGCGUGCCAAAAGCUGUCUACUUCGCUGGAAGAUCUAUGUAGAAAUGUCUACUCGCAUUUUAGCAGAUCAAGUUUGAGACAAAAGGAAUACCAACAGUUUCAAGAAUUCGUGUUGUGUGUUGUUAUGUUUAGCCCAAACCAGAUGGUUGUCGUUAGAAUCGUGUGCUAA